Molecule: messenger RNA, 876 nt
Organism: Coccinella septempunctata (seven-spotted ladybird)
Lineage: Eukaryota; Metazoa; Arthropoda; Insecta; Coleoptera; Coccinellidae
Product: alpha-soluble NSF attachment protein-like
Exons: 1
Coding region: 1-876 (291 amino acids)
Biological process (GO): SNARE complex disassembly; intracellular protein transport
Cellular component (GO): SNARE complex; vacuolar membrane
Molecular function (GO): soluble NSF attachment protein activity; syntaxin binding
Source: RefSeq, a predicted model, not a curated record
AUGUCCAGUCUAGAAAACAAGGCAAAUCAGCUGAUAGCAGAGGCCGAAAAGAAAUUAACACCCUUCAGUUUUCUGAAUAUCUUCUUCAACAAGUCCAGCAAGUACGAACAGGCAAGUGAGUGUUAUCAACGUGCGGCUAACCUUCUCAAAGUGUCAAAAAACUGGUCGAAAGCAGCUUCUUGUUUCGCUCAAUGCGCCGAGAUCCACAUUGAAAUCAAUAAUCAGUACGACGCCGCAUUGAAUUACGUGAAUGCAGCCUCCUGUUACAAAAAAUGCAAUCCCCAAGCAGCCAUCGAAUGUCUUAUGAAGGCUAUAGAAGUUUACACUGAUAUGGGAAGGUUCGUGAUGGCCGCCAAACACCACCAAACCAUCGCCGAGAUCUAUGAGUUGCAACUGGUUGAUAUUAAAAAUGCUCUAAACCACUACGAACAAGCGAGCGAUUACUUCAAAUCGGAGGAGAAUAUUGCAUCCUCCGAGAUGUGCUCACUGAAAAUAGCUCAUUACUGUGCCAUCUUCGAAGAUUACCAGAAAGCCAUAGAAAUAUAUCAGCAGAUCGCCUUGGCGCACAUAGGCGGAACGUUACUAAAAUAUAAUGUGCAGGUAUAUCUCUUCAAAGCGGCUUUAUGUCAUCUUUGUGCUGACAUCUUGUGCGGCAAACACGUGAUCCAAAAGUACGUGGAACUGUUUCCGAUGUUCGAGGACUCUAACGAGUGCAAGUUUUUGGUAGAGAUUGUGGAUCGCAUAGAAGAAGACGAUUUGAACGGUUACAUUGCUUCAAAAUUCGAAUUCACUUCGAAAUUUCGCUGCGACGAGUUGGUGAGGACGUUGUUGAUUAGGUUGGAGAAGAUCCUUUCGAACGGCGUCGAUAUGCUAUGA